UUUGUCACUUCGAAAUCAAUUCAUCGAUCUAUUAAAUAAUUCUUUUUUUAUUCAUGAUAGAAACGGAUGAGAAAGUGGAAAAAAAAUAUCUCAACAAGCGGGUGAAAGUCACUAUUUUAUUGGUUGUAUGCCUCCAUAAUCCGAUAGAAAUAUAAUAUAAAAUCCAGUGAAGUUUGUACGGUUUUCAAUUUCCUGUCAAACGCCAUAAAAUGAAGUUUCAUUCAACUUUUUAUAGAAGUUUUUGUUUUUAUUUGAUUUAUUUCUUACUUCAGGCUUGAGUUAUUUUCCUUUCAUUUGUGAAAACGUGAGUGAACAGUUUUAUUUUUUUUGCCUGAGUUUUUCUAUCGUCUGUACGUUGGAACUUUCGUUUUCGCUGGGAAAAAGACUCGGGAUUCGUAGUAUCAUUCGACGCGCUGAUAUCAUCAAACGGUUAGGAUCUGCACUGAGAAAUGAAAAGUAGGGCAGAUUUCCGAUCGUAAAUUCAUUGAUCGGACAUUAUUAUAGUAUAUCGUUUUAUUUGAUUAAUCUUGUCGAGUGAAAAACAGAACAAUUUUCGUGGUGUGUUCCAUUAUGAGAAUUCAAAAAUGGAGAACGUUGGAUCAACCAAGAUAACGAUUGAAGGACAACGUUUAAUCGAUCGUGCUAAUAAAUCAUCGAGCCUCAAAGUUGGCGAUAUCGAGAUCAGAUUUGAGCCUGAAGAUCUCGAUGAGGAGUACGUAAAAAAAGCAAGAGAAGAACUCGGUGAGACUGAAGAGGUAGUCGUCCAAGCUCUCGCAGAAAUUCGUCGAUUGGUUGAAGGAGAACCGGAUCUUAAGGUACCCGAUGAUGACGAUUUUUACAAGAAGUUUUUGAGGACUUCCAAGUGGCAUGCAACUCCAGCAUUCAAUCUUAUGAAACGUUUUUACCAGUAUCGGAUCAAUCGUGAACGAGUUUGUAAAAAUUUAGUACCAAGUAAUGAACGUGCCAUACUUUCUUCUGGUAUAAUAACUCCAUUACCAUUGCGUUGUAAAGAUGGAACGAGAUUGUUACUCGUUGAGGGUGGAAAAAGAUGGAAACCGAAGGAAAUAACACUGGAACAAAUAUUCAGAGGUGUUAUGCUCUCCCUUGAGGCUGCCAGUACCGAACCAAAAACUCAAGUUGCUGGAGCUCGAGUGAUAAUUGAUAUGGAUGGUCUUACAUUAAGCCAUGUGACGUAUUACACACCAAGUUUUGCCAAUAUGGUUCUGGAGUGGGUACAAAAAUGUCUUCCUACUCGUCUCAAAGGAAUUCAUAUUAUUAACCAGCCCUAUAUCUUCAACAUGGUAUUUGCGAUAUUCAAACCUUUUAUCCAGGAAAAGCUUCGCAAACGCAUUCAUUUUCAUGGUACUGAUCGAAAGUCAUUACUGUCGUACAUCGAUGGAUUCGCCUUACCGAAGCGUUAUGGCGGAGAGCUUGAUUUUCUAAAUGAACCCAUUGGUGAGCCUUUGUGGCGUUUUUUCUGUAAUUUCGAGGAGGAAUUUCAGAUUGCCAGUACUUACGGGUACGUAAAGAAAACAUAAGAGGUAUGUGAUAAAUAAAUUUCAAAUGAACCAAAAUUGUGGAAAGAUUGUUUUUUCAUGGGCGAAAACGUUGCUGCAGGAUCGAUAGUGAAUAGAAAUUUUUGUUCCAAUUUUCAUAUCAUCAAUGUUGGAAAAAAACGAUGAGUUGAUUUGUUUCCACACAGGUUUAACGCAUAGUAAAAAAUGAUUGAGGUUACUGAAAUAAAAAAAGAUUUCCAUCCCUUUGAA
Molecule: messenger RNA, 1766 nt
Organism: Venturia canescens
Lineage: Eukaryota; Metazoa; Arthropoda; Insecta; Hymenoptera; Ichneumonidae
Product: alpha-tocopherol transfer protein-like
Exons: 7
Coding region: 585-1538 (317 amino acids)
Cellular component (GO): membrane
Molecular function (GO): phosphatidylinositol bisphosphate binding
Source: RefSeq, a predicted model, not a curated record